This is a messenger RNA of Penicillium manginii, 1338 nucleotides long. RefSeq names its product NAD(P)/FAD-dependent oxidoreductase. The record is from RefSeq and is a predicted model, not a curated record. Lineage: Eukaryota; Fungi; Ascomycota; Eurotiomycetes; Eurotiales; Aspergillaceae. The coding region runs from base 1 to 1338 and encodes 445 amino acids. The transcript has 5 exons. Gene Ontology annotation, molecular function: monooxygenase activity.
AUGACGAAAACGAAGACAGAUAUUCCAAUCAACUGCACUGUCCUGGUGGUAGGAGGCGGACCAGGAGGGUCAUAUACCGCUGCAGCACUUGCCCGCGAGAAAAUCGAUGUUGUUCUUCUUGAGGCAGAUAAAUUUCCGAGGUACCAUAUCGGGGAAAGCAUGCUUCCUUCCUUCCGACACUUUCUACGCUAUAUCGACCUAGAGUCUACGUUUCUCAAUCACGGCUUCACCCAGAAGAACGGUGCGGCAUUCAAGCUUGUCCAAGAUAAGAGAGAGGGAUACACAGAUUUCAUUUCCGCCGGUGGACCGAACAAUUUCACAUGGAACGUCAUCCGCUCAGAAGCGGAUGAGCUGAUGUUUCAGCAUGCCGGAAGGAGCGGAGCGAAGGUUUUUGAUGGCGUGAAAGUAAAUGACUUUGACUUUGACGAUAUGACCGGCCAUCCCCGUGCGGCGUCGUAUACCCAGAAAGCCUCGGGAAGCAAAGGUACAAUAAAUUUUCAGUAUCUGGUCGACGCCAGUGGCCGGGCUGGACUGGUCAAUACCAAGUAUACCAAAGAUCGCACUUAUAACAAGACUCUUAAGAAUAUCGCGCAUUGGGGCUACUGGAGGGGGACGAGGCCCUACCAGGAAGGAAUGGAAAGGGACAACUCGCCGUUCUUUGAGGCCCUGAAAGGUUUGUUUUCUUCUGUUUCUGAAGACGAGAGCGGGUGGGCUUGGUACAUCCCACUCCACGAUGGAACUGUAUCUAUCGGAGUCGUCAUGAACCAGGAACUAGCCACGUCGAAGCGGAGCGCCUUGUCUAAUACCUUCUGCAAAGAAGACCACACGCUAGAAUCAUUCUACAGCUCUUCUCUCGAACUUUGCCCCACUAUGAUGCAGCUCAUAUCCGGUGGCAACCUUACAGGCUCUGUCAAAUCGGCGUCCGAUUACUCCUACAGCGCAUCUACUUAUUCGAAGCCCUAUGUAAGAGUUGUCGGCGACGCCGGCUGCUUCAUCGACCCUUUCUUUUCCUCGGGAGUCCAUAUCGCUUUGACUGGUGCUCUCUCGGCAGCUGUCACGAUCUGCGCUGCUCUAAAGGGCGAUUGUAAGGAAGCCAGUGCGGCAAACUGGCACACUACAAAGAUUCAGGGCGUGUAUCAGCGGUUUCUGAUGGUCGUACUGAGUGCGUACCAUCAGAUGAGAAGACAGGAUGUCGGUGUCUGGAGUCAGCUUGGUGAUGAUAAUUUUGAUGAGGCUUUUGAAAGUAUCAGAGUCGGUGAGUAUGCCUGUCUUAACCUUGUCCUAAUCGAUCAAAAUAAAUGGAAAGCACAAGAUGAUCGAGCAUCCAGCGCCAACUAA